UCAGAAAUUGCAACCAUGAGAAGAGAAGAUAUCACAUACUUGGGUGCAGGCCCUGCUGCCCUCCCCGCAGAUGUCCUUGCUACCGCCGCCGAGGCCCUGCAAAACUAUGAGAACACCGGAUUGGGUGUCGCGGAACACAGCCAUCGCAGCGAAUUGGCCGCGAAUAUCCUGAAUACUAUGAAAGCCGAUCUCACAACCUUCCUAAACAUCCCUCCCGAGUUCGAAAUUCUGAUCAUGCAAGGUGGAGGAUCCGGUCAAUUCGAUGCUACAGUGUACAAUCUGACGGCAAUCUGGGUUGAAAAGCAGAGACAGAAGAUCUUGAAAGAGCAGGGUGAGGUUCCUGAGGAAGAGCUGAUCAAGGAGCUGCGGAAGAAAGUGGAUGCAGAGCUACGAUUGGACUACUUGGUUACUGGAUCAUGGUCACUCAAGGCUAGUCAAGAGGCCGCCCGGAUACUUGGCCCUGAAUACGUCAACAUCGCCAGUGAUGCUAGGACAGCGAAUGAUGGGAAAUUCGGUGUGAUUGCGGACGAAUCAACCUGGAAGCUCAGCCCCAAGGCCGCCAUGGUGUAUCUCUGUGAAAACGAAACUGUUGACGGCGUCGAAUACCCCAACUUCCCCAAGGUUCUCGAAUCCAAGGGGUCAGACGAUGACCCAAUUGUUGUUGGAGACUUUUCUUCGACGAUUCUAUCGAGACGGAUUCCUUUCGAAAACUUCUCGAUUGUUUACUUCGGAGCUCAGAAGAACCUUGGUCUUACAGGAAUCACAGGAGUUAUCAUCCGCAAGAGCCUGCUUCCCCCAGUGUCUCCCCCAUGCUCCCCUACCAUCCUCCGCAAGCUAGGAUUGCCCAUUGCGCCAACUAUCCUUGACUACUCUACUGUUGCGAAGAACAACAGUCUCUACAACACCCUGAGCAUCUUUGACGUAUACGUGGCUGGCCAAGUUAUCAAGAAGCUGCUCGCCACAUUCCCUGAUAAAGUCGAUGGACAGCAAGUUGUUGCCGAGAGAAAGGCAGCCAAGAUCUACGAGGCUCUCGACGCCUACCCCGAUGUCUACCGUGUCGUUCCUGGUAAAAAUGCGCGCUCAAGAAUGAACGUCUGCUUCCGCGUAACCAAGAAUGGCAACAUCGACGAAUCCGAGAAGGCUUUCCUGAAAGGUGGCGUUGAACGUGGAAUCACCGGUAUGAAGGGCCACAGAAGUGUCGGAGGAAUCCGAGCCUCGAAUUAUAACGCCAUCCCUGAGUCUGGAAUCGACAAGCUUGUGGUCUAUCUGAAGGAGUUUGCCACAGCGUAAAUUAUCCAUAUGCGGUGUUUCAAUGAGAGGAAAGAGGUGAAGUAAAAUCAAUUUCAUUCAACUUGUCACGUAUUCAACGCAUUGGUGUUCGGGCUGAAGGAUUCUAGUUUCAACAGCGAUGGAGGCUCAACCUUCCAGUUUAUAAUGUUUCACGCAUGGUCUCCCAGAAUAUAAAGCACUAGUAGCCGGUUAUAUAAAGCAGUAUUCACCACAUAUUUUGUUUUCUGGCUUUUCUCC
This is a messenger RNA of Aspergillus ochraceoroseus IBT 24754, 1527 nucleotides long. RefSeq names its product O-phospho-L-serine:2-oxoglutarate transaminase. Bases 16 to 1290 code for a protein of 424 amino acids. Gene Ontology annotation, molecular function: O-phospho-L-serine:2-oxoglutarate transaminase activity; pyridoxal phosphate binding. Gene Ontology annotation, biological process: L-serine biosynthetic process. Gene Ontology annotation, cellular component: cytoplasm. The transcript is spliced from 9 exons. NCBI's taxonomy places the organism in Eukaryota, Fungi, Ascomycota, Eurotiomycetes, Eurotiales, Aspergillaceae. The record is from RefSeq and is a predicted model, not a curated record.